AUGACAACGAAGACAGCCAGUCUGAGAAGCGAUCGCGCACGUCGGCGCUCGCGCGACAGCUCUGACAGCGCGCGCGACUUCGGCUCCAACGUUGGCGCCCAGCUGGCCCUCAUCUACCACGGACGGCACUGCUGGGUCUGCAAGGCUCAGUUCCAAAUCGAAAAAGCGCAUGUCUUUCCGAAGAUGGACAUAAGCCUGUUUGCGCUCAAAGCGGACGGCCUCCUUGGGCUGAAGGCACGCAACGAAGCCAGCAACGCCAUCCACCUCUGCAAAUGCUGCCACGGCGCCUGGGACGACAUGUACAACCCGCUGCUGCUCAUCGUGCCGACCUACCUCCACUACUUUGUUGCCAUCGAGAAGCAGUGGCAGGAUGCCUGCAUGUCUUCCGACGCUGCUGCUGCGGCUCCCCGCAUGGCCCCCUCCGCCGAGACUUACUUCGACUACUGCCACACCCUGGACCAGCGGUCCGAUGGCAUCCCCGACCACGGCAGAGGCGGGUUGUAUACUGCUUAUAUUGUUGAAAACUACUUUCCCUUGCCUGACAGGCUCGACAAGCGGGGGUGGCAUGACCAUUGGCACGGCGACCCUUCGGCCAUGAUCCGCCGCGCCAUCAUCGCUGCAACGAAGAUCAGGGUGCCAGAGGCCCCUCCAGAGGGACUGCGCGCCACCCUCAGGCAGCUGAAAGAACUGGACAUACUUUAUGAGGCGGGGAAUGAGAUGUGGGAAGGCAUACUCAAUCAGCAACAGGCUAGCGAUCGGGCACCACCACCUCCUCCUCCUCCAUCAACGCAGGGCCCCGAUUCUGCUCCUCCAGACGUGCACCCUCCGCAUCCUCCGCAUCCUCCACCCAACUCGUCCGCCGGUGCGCCGCCUUUCUCGAGCGCCAUGGGGCCACCCCCAUUUAGCACUACAGCUCCCGGUCGCUCGCAUCGUCUGCCAUCCCCCUCUCUGACCCCGUCGCCUCACAACCGGAAACGACGCCGCCAAACAAUGCCGGAUACACAAUGCAAGCGCGUUCGCGUUGAAGCGCCGGAAGAGGUGCCCGGCAUCAAAUUCGAGGCGGGGUAUACACGCGGGUAUGAGAGCGAGGAUCCCGCGAAGGCGGGAAUCCCUUGUGGUGCUAGCGUUGCUGUCUCUGAGCCUGCGCUCGCCAGGUUGAAAAACGAAGAGCUGGUAUUUGAUCAGGAUAGGAGCAUAACCUGCGUACGUCGCUGGCUUGGUCAGUUGGAGCAACCGAUGGGCGCGUGUUUGGGCUGGCUCAACCGUGCUCCUCAGAGUUCGAACGACAGCCUCAGCAUCCAUACCCAUGCUCAAAGCGACGACCAGGAAUACACUGCGUACAGGCGGAGGCGAAGAUACUGGGAAUAUGGGCCGGGUACCACGGCUGAAGACGCAAUGACGAGAAGGGCACUGUUGUACGUACGGUAG
Trematosphaeria pertusa is the source of this 1428-nucleotide messenger RNA. RefSeq lists its product as uncharacterized. Bases 1 to 1428 code for a protein of 475 amino acids. The record is from RefSeq and is a predicted model, not a curated record. The transcript has a single exon. NCBI's taxonomy places the organism in Eukaryota, Fungi, Ascomycota, Dothideomycetes, Pleosporales, Trematosphaeriaceae.